CGCGCGCCGCCGCCGGGAGCCGCGCGGACCAAGCGGUUUGUGUCCGAGGCUCGCUUCGUGGAAACGCUGCUGGUGGCGGACGCGUCCAUGGCCGCCUUCUACGGCCCCGACCUGCAGAACCACAUCCUGACGCUGAUGUCCGUGGCCGCCCGCAUCUACAAGCACCCCAGCAUCCGGAACUCCAUCAGCCUGGUGGUGGUGAAGGUGCUCAUAGUAGAAGAUGAGAGCUGGGGCCCAGAGGUGUCCGACAACGGUGGGCUCACGCUGCGCAACUUCUGCAACUGGCAGCGGCAGUUCAACCAGCCCAGCGACCGGCACCCAGAGCACUUCGACACGGCCAUCCUGCUCACCAGACAGAACUUCUGUGGGAAGGAGGGGACGUGCGACACCCUGGGCGUGGCAGACAUUGGCACGAUCUGCGACCCCAGCAAGAGCUGCUCUGUGAUCGAGGACGAGGGGCUCCAGGCGGCCUACACUCUGGCCCAUGAGCUGGGGCACGUCCUCAGCAUGCCCCACGAUGACUCCAAGCCCUGUGCACGGCUCUUCGGGCCCAUGGGCAAGCACCACAUGAUGGCACCCCUCUUCGUCCACCUAAACAAGACGCUGCCCUGGUCUCCCUGCAGUGCCAUGUACCUCACGGAGCUCCUGGACGGUGGGCAUGGAGACUGUCUCCUCGACACCCCUACCUCGGCCCUGCCCCUGCCAACAGACCUCCCGGGCCAGAGGGCCCUGUACCAGCUGGACCAGCAGUGCAGGCAGAUCUUCGGGCUGGGCUUCCGCCACUGCCCCAACACCUCCGCGCAGGACAUCUGCGCCCAGCUCUGGUGCCACCUGGAAGGUCCAGAGCCCUUUUGCCACACGAAGAAUGGCAGCCUGCCCUGGGCGGACGGGACGCCCUGCGGGCCUGGGCACCUCUGCUGGGAUGGCAGCUGUCUUCCUGUGGAGGAAGUGGAGAGCCCCAAGGCGGUGAUGGACGGAGGCUGGGCCCCCUGGGGACCCUGGGGAGAGUGCUCCCGGACCUGCGGAGGAGGGGUGCAGUUUUCACACCGCGAGUGCACGGACCCUGAGCCUCAGAACGGAGGAAGAUACUGCUUGGGUCAGAGAACCAAGUACCAGUCAUGCCACACAGAGGAAUGUCCCCCUGAUGGGAAAAGCUUCCGGGAGCAGCAGUGUGAGAAGUAUAACUCCUACAAUUACACUGACAUGGAUGGGAACCUCCUGCAGUGGGUCCCCAAGUACUCAGGGGUAUCCCCCCGGGACCGCUGCAAGCUGUUCUGCCGAGCCCGGGGGAGGAGUGAGUUCAAAGUGUUUGAGGCCAAGGUGAUUGACGGCACCCUCUGUGGGCCCGAGACUCUGGCCAUCUGUGUCCGUGGCCAGUGUGUCAAGGCUGGCUGUGACCACGUGGUGGACUCACCUAGGAAGCUGGACAAAUGCGGGGUGUGUGGGGGCAAAGGCACCUCAUGCAGGAAGGUCUCUGGUUCCCUCAGCCCCUCCAGUUAUGGCUACAAUGACAUCGUCACCAUCCCAGCUGGUGCCACGAACAUCGAUGUGAAACAACGGAGCCAUCCGGGGGUCCAAAACGAUGGCAACUACCUGGCCUUGAAGACAGCUGACGGGCAGUACCUGCUCAACGGGAACCUGGCCAUCUCCGCCAUAGAGCAGGACAUCCUGGUGAAGGGGACCAUCCUCAAGUACAGUGGCUCCAUUGCCUCCCUGGAGCGGCUGCAGAGCUUCCGGCCCCUGCCUGAGCCGCUCACCGUGCAGCUCCUGACAGUCCCUGGUGAGGUCUUUCCCCCCAAAGUCAAGUAUUCCUUCUUUGUUCCUAAUGACGUGAACUUCAGCAUCCAGAGCAGCAAAGAGAGAGUAACCACCAACGUCAUCCAGCCCCUGCUCAACGCACAGUGGGUGCUGGGGGACUGGUCUGAGUGCUCCAGCAGCUGCGGAGCUGGCUGGCAGCGACGGACCGUGGAUUGCCGGGACCCCAGCGGCCAGGCCUCCGCCACCUGCAACAAGGCUCUGAAACCCGAGGACGCCAAGCCCUGUGGAAGCCAGCCGUGCCCUCUGUGACCUAGCGGGGCAGGGCCAAGUCUUGUGCUCAUGGACUCGGGGUGCUGGGGUGCAGACAAGUGUCCCCACUGUGGUGACCCUCUGUGAGGAGGUGGUGUGGCUUACCCAGGCCUCACAUUGCACCAGCCCCUCCAGCACAGGGAGGGGAAGAGAGGAUGGGCCAAUUGAUCAUAAUGUCUACUUUCUAGUGAAUGGGACCUUGCUUGGGUUCAAGUAGAGGGCAUAGGUUAAAGGUAAAAAGUGCACUUGUUUAACCAAACAGCAGACUAGCAAAGGACUAGCCCAAAGACUAGCAAAGUUAAAUGGAAAAAAAAAUUGUUUUCUAUUUGGUUUCCCCUAUAAAUAAUCUACCUCAGAGGGGAAAAAAUUAGUCCAAGAGAGGUGUGGGGCAGGGGGUCAAUGGUGAAUGUCAAAGCAAGCCCCUAAGCUGGCUUUAAACGUGAUCAUGACUCUCUUCAGUAUUAAAAUCCACUGUCAAAAGGGCUGCAGGGCUGUGGAGAGCCACGUGUUCUCAGGCUUCCACCUGCAGGGGUGGAUCCAUUUCAAGUAUUUAUGCAAAUGUGUCUCUGAACUAAAGUGUGAUCUUGUGCUAA
This is a messenger RNA of Miniopterus natalensis, 2660 nucleotides long. RefSeq names its product ADAM metallopeptidase with thrombospondin type 1 motif 8 (gene ADAMTS8). NCBI's taxonomy places the organism in Eukaryota, Metazoa, Chordata, Mammalia, Chiroptera, Miniopteridae. The record is from RefSeq and is a predicted model, not a curated record. Gene Ontology annotation, biological process: extracellular matrix organization; proteolysis. Gene Ontology annotation, molecular function: metalloendopeptidase activity; zinc ion binding.